Molecule: messenger RNA, 3146 nt
Organism: Cucurbitaria berberidis CBS 394.84
Lineage: Eukaryota; Fungi; Ascomycota; Dothideomycetes; Pleosporales; Cucurbitariaceae
Exons: 4
Coding region: 144-3041 (965 amino acids)
Biological process (GO): positive regulation of DNA-templated transcription
Cellular component (GO): mediator complex
Source: RefSeq, a predicted model, not a curated record
GAUACCCGGUGACGCUAUCGUCGCCAACGCUCCUUUUCCCUGUGCGCCCAUAUCGUUUUCCGAUUUCUCUAUCCCGCUCAGCCUUUAGCCUCCUUCUGCACCAACACACCCACGCCGACUAGCUCGGCACACUAUUCGCCGUAAUGGAUCCAGGCUACAAUAUGGAUGUGGAGGAUCUCUUCGGAGACUCAGAGCAUGUCCCUUUACAUUCCAUCAGUGCCACGCCGCCAGUAAAAGGCCUCGCUAGGCGAGUCGAUGACUUGGCAUCUAGCGGAUGUUGCCAGAGAAUCACCUGGUCCAAGAACGGAUGCGUAGCCUACAUCAGCCCAGAUGGCUAUAGUGUCUACCUCAAGGUCUUCUCCCGAGACCCCAAAACUGGCAAGUGGGACCUGGGCAAACAUGUUCCACUUGAACUUCCCCAGGGCCGUGACAUCUUUCCAUUUGUUCAUCUGUCAUGGAGUCACCUGGGCAAUGAUCUCGCCGUCAUGGAUGAAGCUGGCCGCGUCCUCAUCUUCACCUGUGCCAUGGCUCUGGACCGGCUGCAUUUCACCAGAGCCGAGCUAGCUCAUCCGGAAUCAGAAGUAGACAGUGUAGUAGGAAUGCACUGGCUGGCGAUUCUGCCAUAUGAGCAAAAAAACCACAUUGCAUGGUCGGCUGCGCGAGAAGGAACCAAGUGGAAGUGGAACAUCAAGUCUCACGUGUUCCACGAUGCACAUCAUCCUGUUGAUGGCAAAGCAUCUCUCAUCUACCUCAAGAGACACGGGGAGCUCAAGCUUCGGUUUCAGCAGCAUGAUAACAACUGGCACGAGUCUGUCGCCCAGUUGGGGCCUCUGGUAUCGACCGAGGAGCCCUUUACACAUGCAGCGUUUGCGUCCAACAACGACAACAGCUUGUUGCUGGCUACCUACGACGUGAAGAGUCGACUGCACUUGUAUCGCGUUGAAACUGUCUGGAGUAUUCCUGUUGAGAAGCGUAAUCAAAACGCAGGGCCCUUCGAAAAACCCACCAUUCAGGUCUCCUUAAUUAAUAUCGAAGACAACUGCAAUCCCAUCGACAUAGCCAGCGGUGACCUGAGCAACGGAACAGCGCCAAAGGGUGCAGCUGCCGCCCAAUUGACACAUCUGAGCUUCCUCCCCGUCACGCCCGAGCAAGAUGAUGGCUCAAUACCCACGAUUCAAGCCAUCUUCAGCAGACCGCCAAACCUUAUAUCCUUCGAUCAGCUCAGUCCACAGGAGACACCGCACAGUGUGAUUGUAAAAUGGGAGGUGCACCACAACCAACAGAACCAGCUACAUUCAAGCCUCGACCAGGUCACGUCGAAGAAGAAGAGCGUCAGCUCAGGUCCAUCGCGUAGCAGCUUCGCUCUCAAAAGACAGCCGGACUUUACGCUACAUGCAGUCGUGCUUGCUUUCCACCCUAUCUGGUAUAACAUGCUCCUAGCCUUCUGCUACAGCGAUGGCAUGAUCGAGUUCAGGAAGCGGUCAACCAUGGAAACCAUCAUGCCCGACAGCAACACCGACACCGUGACGUCUCUCCUCAAAGCCGGCUUCGUCUUCCCACACUCCGAACCCUCGCUACAUGUCGCCUUCUCGCCAAACCACUGCAUGGCAGUUUGUAUGCAGCAAGAAGGCGCCAUCAAGCUUCGCUCAAUGGAAUACCAGCACGGCACUCUGGCCACAGACGACGAUGACCCGCGGCAUGCAGCUGCCCUCGCAGCACUCAUCCUACAGUCCUCUUCAGCAGCAAAUCAAUACUACUCCAGCGACGACAUCUUCGCCAUCAUCGGCCCCCUUUCUGACAAGCGAAAGCAAGACUUUAUAAACCUCCUCUUCGAAGGCCUACAAGUGAACAUUGACUGCGGAAUCGACGAGAUGAACAACAACCAUCUCAUUCUCCUCGGCCGAUCCCCGUUCUUCGUGAAAACACUCUCAGCUAUGCACCUCUUGGGACUUGAAGGCAUGACCAACCGCUCGCUGUCGAGUAAAAUGGCCUGGAUCAUCCUCAACAUCAAGUACGUCACGCAGAUACUCACGACCAUUGCACGCAUGCACGGCUCCCUCGAAAAGACAUCGCUCCGCCCCGAGGUCGUUCCGCAAUUCAUCGGCAUCUGUCGCUGGGUCAUGCACUUCAUGGCGUACACACUCGACGAGCUCUUCGCCCUCGGCCGCGCAGUAGAAGAUAUCCCCCCCACCUCCCUUACCCGCGAAGUCCUCGAAGCCAAGAUCCACGAGCUGAACAAACCCGCCGUCCUACUCCUCUUGAGCGCGUUUCCCCGCGCCAUGAUGAAACUCUGGGCUCAGCCCAUCGCCUGGGUCAAGCGCUCGGCGGAAACGUUUACAAACCCGUCAGCGCCCACACCCUCGCCGGAGAUACGCCGCUUGUACACGCCGCUGCAGGUCGCGGUCAACGACCUCCCCUUCGAGUGGCGCUGGUUCGAAGUCCUCGUCAGCGAAACCAAUACCCUCGUCCGCGGCACCUACAAAAAGGCUAACCUCUCCGAAGCAAAACGCAACCUCGUCGAGCGCGAGCUGCUCCUCGGCAAGAUCCCGGACAUCCUCCUCCCCAUUGCCAAACGCCUGGUGACGGACACGCUGUGGAACGGCAGCCAGCAAGGCGGCUGCCUCGUGGAUAAACUCGAUCUCGGACGCCUCAUGUUCUUCGAUACCACAUGGUUGGGCUUCCAAGAGAGUAAGCGCGGCGCCGUCUGGCAUGAUACGCAUGUCGUGGAUGUGUGUCAGAAGAUGAUUAUUCGCGGUGUGGGCACGCAGUCGCAUCCGAGUAUGAGUCCGCAGCCGAAUCGUAGUAGGAGUGAUAGUAUCCAGAGCAUUAACGGCGGCGGCGGCGUGCCGGGCGAGGCGAAUGGAGGGAAGAAAAAGUCGCAGUUGAGACAGUGUGUGCGGUGUGGAGAGUUCAUGGAGGAUGUGGUGCAGGGCUUGCCUGGGUAUACGCCCCAUCAUGCGAGUUGGCUCAUGGGCGUUGCGAAGCAUUGUGUUUGUGGGAAUAGCUGGAUGCUUGCCGAGGAGAAGAACAGGGUACGAUAGAAUAGUAGAUGAACGUCUCACAUAGUGUACCGAAAUUAUGAAUCCAAGAUGGACAUGUUGUAUUUUUUCAUUCAGGUUUCAGACUAUUCAUUCUUCAUGUGGCGC